GAAAUUUCAGUUUCAACCUCAACAUAUACAGCAUCACAAUGCUCCUCCUGAAGUUCACUCUACUCACCUUACUUAUUGAAGCACCUGAUUUGCUUGUUUCUGGAGAGAAUAUAAUUACCUGCUAUGGUGAUAUCCAACACCUGACUUGUGCCACUGGACUGAUAAAGGUGAAGUCUUCUGUAUAUGGCCGUACAGACCGCCACACUUGUAGUGCUAGUCGUCCAGCUUCUCAGGUUGCAAAUACCAACUGUGCCUUGAGGAUUUCCACAAUCGCAGAUAGAUGCAAUGGACUAAAAGACUGUGACUUAAAGACGGAUUUACUUGGCAACCCUGACCCAUGUUUUGGAACCUACAAGUACUACAACACCACUUAUGAAUGUAUCUAUGGCUGGUAUUCUGUGAUCUGUGAGUAUGGCUACAGCACAUUGGACUGUGGAGAUGAUUCUAUUCAAAUCAUAAAUGCGAACUACGGACGUGCUGAAUCUAGAACCUGUUCAAAUGGACUCCCCAGUGUUUUGACCCAGAACACCAACUGCUACGCUCUGAACACAUUCUCAACUGUGUCCGCACUGUGUAAUGGACAGAGGAAAUGCACUGUAAGCGCUGAUUACACCAUCUUUACAGAUCCUUGCUUUGGGACUCUUAAAUACCUCACUGUGUCCUACAAGUGCAUUUCAGCUAAUAGGCCGGACAUCUAGACAUUUGGAGGCACUGGGUAAAAUUUAUGUUGGAGGCCCCCCCUCCUCCCGCCACCUUUCAAAAUAAAUAAAAA
Molecule: messenger RNA, 772 nt
Organism: Ictalurus punctatus (channel catfish)
Lineage: Eukaryota; Metazoa; Chordata; Actinopteri; Siluriformes; Ictaluridae
Product: rhamnose-binding lectin-like
Exons: 9
Coding region: 39-698 (219 amino acids)
Molecular function (GO): carbohydrate binding
Source: RefSeq, marked provisional